Myxocyprinus asiaticus (Chinese sucker) is the source of this 3926-nucleotide messenger RNA. Its product is annotated as nicotinamide phosphoribosyltransferase-like. Gene Ontology annotation, molecular function: nicotinamide phosphoribosyltransferase activity. The record is from RefSeq and is a predicted model, not a curated record. Bases 213 to 1718 code for a protein of 501 amino acids. The transcript is spliced from 11 exons. Gene Ontology annotation, biological process: NAD+ biosynthetic process. NCBI's taxonomy places the organism in Eukaryota, Metazoa, Chordata, Actinopteri, Cypriniformes, Catostomidae.
UGUCUGAUACUGGACGAUGCGACCUAUACGUGCGCACUUUCACAUAAACAAAAUACUGGAGGGAUCGUAUUUUACUACGUUUUCUCCCAGGAUAAACGAAAGGUGUUGAAAACAAGGUUACUGAGACCCGCUUCUCCGCCCCAGUGUCACACGGCUCGGAUCACGUAAAUACUGGAGCAGAGCGACACUGUUUCGUUUUUACUUUGUCCUUGAUGAUGGCAGCUCAGGAUUACAAUUUUUUACUAGCGACGGACUCAUAUAAGAUUACCCAUUACAAGCAAUACCCACCUAAUGUCAGUAAGGUGUACUCCUAUUUUGAGUGUCGGCGAAAAAAGGGGGCACAGUUCAGCGAGGUGGUGUUUUUUGGCCUCCAAUAUCUUCUAAAGAAAUAUCUAGCGGGUCCAGUCAUCACAGAGGAGAAGAUACAAGAGGCGAAAGUGUUUUAUCAGAUGCACUUUAAACAGACAGUGUUCGAUGAAGAGGGAUGGCGGAAAGUUUUAGAGAAAUAUGAUGGCCGCCUUCCAAUCCGUAUCAAAGCAGUUCCCGAGGGGAAGAUCAUUCCCAGAGGGAACGUCCUCUUCACAGUGGAGAACACGGAUCCAGAUUUCUUCUGGCUCACCAAUUUUAUUGAGACUAUGCUGCUCCAAAUGUGGUACCCCAUCACCGUGGCAACAAUCUCCAGGGAGUUCAAAAAGAUUCUGGCCAAGCACCUGAAGGCUACGUCAGGGAGUCUGGAGGGUCUGGACAUCAAGCUGCAUGAUUUCGGCUACAGAGGGGUGUCCUCACAAGAGUCGGCAGCACUUGGUGGGGCUGCUCACCUAGUGAAUUUUAGCAGCACAGACACAGUGGCAGGUGUACUCAUGGUACAGCGAUACUACGGCUGCCCUAUGGCUGGAUUCUCCAUCCCUGCUGCAGAGCACAGCACCAUCAUCUCCUGGGGCAAGAGCAGAGAGAAGGAGGCAUUUGAGUGUCUGCUGGACCAGUUCCCCUCUGGGCCUUUAGCUGUGGUUAGCGACAGCUAUGACAUUUUUAAGGCUUGUAAGCACAUCUGGGGGGACAAACUGAAAGAGAGAGUGAUGGAGAGGAGCGAGGAUUCAACUCUUAUUAUCCGCCCAGACUCCGGGGACCCCGCUGAGACCCUCCUUGAGGUGCUAAAGAUUUUGGAGGAGUGUUUUGGCUGUUCUCUGAACUCAGUGGGUUACAAGGUGCUCCCAUCAUAUCUGCGCAUUAUCCAGGGGGAUGGGAUUGAUCUGAACUCGAUUAAUGAGAUUCUGGAGAAACUAAGCGAUGAGGGCUGGAGUGCGGAGAAUGUGUUUUUUGGUUGUGGAAGUGCUCUCCUGCAGAAAAUCAACAGAGACACGCUAAACUGCGCUUUCAAAUGCAGCUAUGUGGAGACUAAUGGCAAAGGCAUGGAUGUUUAUAAGCAGCCAGUGACAGACCCAUCUAAAGGAUCCAAGCGUGGUCGUCUCUCUCUGAGAAGAAACUCAGAUGGCUUUAUUGAGACGGUUGAAAGAGGAGCGGGCAAACCAGAAGAGGACAUGUUGGUGACUGUGUUUGAGAAUGGGACCAUACUGCAGGAAUACACUCUGGAUGAGAUCCGUAAAGCUGCUCAGCUUUUGGAGGAGGACAUAACCCCUGCCCAGCACAACGAAGAUGAUGGCACUACUCUGGAUAUCUACCAAAAACGCAUCAUGAAUGGUGUGCAUUAUCACACUUAGGAUGCACAUUGUUCUCAACACUGCCACCUACAGACGAACCACUGACUUGUUCACCACAACACUCAGUCAUUCGCAGAAUAGCAGAUCACAGUGUUGCCAGUUAACUCUAAAAUUUAAUAUAAAAUCUGACUUUUAGACCUUUGAGGUGACCCCUCAGUUUUGGAUUGGGUCUCCCAGUUGUUCUUAUUUUUUCCUCAAAUUAAUGGUUUAGUGUUGUUUUCGGGAUGUUACGAGAUGCCAGAUAUCUUUGUAGGUGCUUCAUUUAGCAUGAAUAUGUUUCAGGAGAAUGCAAACGGCAGUGUUUUGGCAUGGUUUGUAUUCUCUUCAACUAGAUCAUCACCCUAGCAGAAAAAUGAAGGAAACUUCAUUAUAGGUGAUCUAAUGAUCUUCUCUGGGCUUCUGUACCAGUAGUUCAGCACAUGAUACUGGUCUCUGUUCACUCUGAAAAUGCAUAAAUUGACUAUUUAGUUUUAGAAAUCACUAUCUGUCUCACUUUUUGAGGGGUUUUAAUGUUCUUUAAAUAGAUUUGACUUGAUAAAUUUAUCACAUGUGCACAUAAAAGAUAGCAAUUAAGAAGUUUGUCCUAAACAAAAUCAGAUUUUAAGCUAUUUCCAUUUUGUGUUCAAGAAAUGGAUACUAAGCUUAUCACCCCACUCUUAGUGUUAUUUAACUCACAUAGAAGUUGCCCCUGACCUUUUAGAACAAUAGUUUUGUUAACAGAGACUUAAAAGGAUAGUUAACCCAAAAAUGAAAAUUCUCUCAUGAUUUUCUGCUGGCAUCCUUGAUGUGUAUGUCUUUCUUCUGCAGAACAGAAAUUAAGAUUUUUAGAAGAAUAUCUCUGCUCUGUUGGUCCUCACAAUGCAAGUGAAUGGGUGCCAAAAUUUUGAAGCUCAAAAAUCCACAUAAAGGAAGCAUAAAAGUAAUCCAUAAGACUCCAGUGUUUAAAUCCAUAUCUUCGGACACGAUAUGAUAGGUGUGGGUGAGAAACUGAUACAUUUUUAAGUUAUUUUUCAUAAUAAAUUCUCUUCCCUGCCCAGUAAGGGGCAAAAUGCACAAAGAAAGUGAAUCACCGACAACACUAGAAGAAGAAAGUGAAAGUGGAAAUUGACUGAGCAGCGAGGAGAAUUUAUAGUAAAAAAAAGGCUUAAAUAUUGAUCUGUUUCUCAGACACACACCUAUCAUAUAGCUUCUGAAGAUAUGGAUUUAACCACCAGAGUUAUCUGGAGUACUUUUAUGUUGCCCUGUGGAUUUUGGAGCUUCAAAAUUUUGGCAUGGACCUACAGAGCUGAGAAAUUCUUCUAAAAAUCUUUGUUUGUGUUCUGCUGAAGAAACAAAGUAAUACAAAUCUUGAGGUGUGAGUAAAUGAAGAAAGAAUUUUCAUUUUUGGGUGAACUAUCCCUUUAAAAAUUUAUUUUCUGGAGAAAAUAUGUUUUCUUUAGACAGCAGAUUGUGUUUUUAUCCUGCUCUUAUAAUUAGCCUGUUAAUGUACCUUAAGUAAAUGCUACAUAAAAAAAAAUAAUAAAAACAUGCACAUUUUCUUGAGAAUGGUUAAAAAGUGAUUUUUGUGGAGUUAUAGACUUCCCAGUUUUUUUUUGUUUUUUUUUCUUCAUACAACUGCUGAUGGUGCCUUAAAGACCACUCAGACCUCAGUGCUGGUCACUCUGUCUUGCACUGUCAUUUCCUCUCUUUAUUUUUCACUUCCACUCAGUUUCUUUCCUUUAAUGUUCCUUACAUUCUGUGUGACACAUGAAUGACUGUUCAGUGAUUACUAUUUUUACCAAUGCCUUAUGUUUUUUUCUAUCAAGCUUAUGUCAUGUUUGACACCUACUGAGUGCUACUGCUGAUGCUGAGUGAGAAUUGCAGUGGGUUUAAUUACAGUGUACAUUAUUGUGUCAAUUAAUUAAUAAGAAAUGACAAAUUUCUUGUUUGAUCUAAACAUCUGAAAUGAAGUUGACCCUAGCUCUUUUUUAACCAAUAAUACUGUACAUUAAUAUGAAGUAAUAAUUAUAAUUACACCUAAAUGACAUAUUAUUCUGUUGUGUAAAUACUCUUUAAUGGUUUGAAUGAUGAACUUUGUUUUGAAUUUUUAGUCUUGGUGCAUUUUGUUUUGUUUUUUUACAGAAAUUAUAUUUUGUAUGACAAAAAGACAAGCAAACAAGAAAAAGAUAUGAUAAUAAAUAUAGCUUGAACUUCAUCUUAACAUUUAAA